Messenger RNA from Sinocyclocheilus grahami, 2185 nucleotides. Its product is annotated as male-specific lethal 1 homolog. Lineage: Eukaryota; Metazoa; Chordata; Actinopteri; Cypriniformes; Cyprinidae. Gene Ontology annotation, cellular component: MSL complex. Gene Ontology annotation, molecular function: chromatin binding. The record is from RefSeq and is a predicted model, not a curated record.
UGGCACAUGCGCACUGCGUCAAACGCACUCCUAUGUUGGGACAUUGUGCAGAUUCAAGCCUGAAAAUGCAAACAGCAAUAAAAGUAAAGUAGAAGGCUUAUUUAACACGCGUUUCUUCGGAUCAUUAGGAUUUUACCGUGGGCGAACCAGCAACUAUACACACCAUUGUUGAUAUCAACUCUAUAGGAGCCAUGGUUCAUAGGGUAGAGGCUUUUGUUCGCCAUGAAUAUGCGACCCGAAUGCUUUUCUAAAGUGGGAUUGUACUCAAACAACUGUGACUUAAGCCCAUCUCAAACAAGACACCCAGUUAGUGUCCGAAGAGAGAUUGGAGAUCCUUUUGGUGACUCUCCUGACAGGACCAGACAACAUCCGAUCUUGGACAAGACUGGGUGGAAAGCUGAACGGACUUCAUUGCCUUUAAAGCUUGGCAGAGUGUUGGCUGUCGCUUCAGAGGCUGGCUCUGUGGGCACAGAAACACUGUCAUCUCAAGCUAAACAAAUGGGGGGUGAAGGCACCCCUGUAAAAAGUAAAACUCCUCUUGGACAGACCAACACCAUUGAUAACAAGCCAGAGUUUGUAUCCAUGAAUUCACAUAGUAAUUCUAGAGACCCUGUGGGUGAGAAAAGUGCCAAAGGGUUAGAGACUAUGGGGGUGUCUAAUGAACACUCAGAGGGCAAAAGGACGAAUAUGAGGAAAAUCACCAGUCAUCCUCACGCACAAGCCACUUGCCUGAAACAACUGCUUCUGCUUCAGCUGGACUUGAUAGAACAACAACAGCAACAGCUGCAGUCUAAGGACAAGGAAAUAGAUGAACUCAAAUCAGACAGAGACACGUUGCUUGCCCGUAUUGAGCGGAUGGAGCGCCGUUUGCAGUUGUUAAGUAAGGAACCACGUGACAAGAAACUCUUCCAGCCACUAGAAAGAUGGGUUCCUGAAACAGAUGACUUUUGGGAAUCACAUUUGGGUGACAGCCCUCAAACUCAGGCAUCUAAGUCAGGUGGAAAAGUGCAAAAGAGGAAGUUCAACUUGUUAGAUGCAAAGAAUCAGAGGUCAAGGGGUAAGACCUCAAAAAUGAUCCCCCAAAAAUUAGAGACAGGAGGGACAUCACCAUGUCAGCAUGACCUACGAAACAAGGAGACCCCAGAGAAGACAAAUGUUGUGAAGUCAUCUGGGCAAAUGGACCCGCAGCAGGAGGGAGAAGACGGCAAAGAAACGGAAGAUCUUCCGUUCAUGACAACAACUGAGAUGUACCUAUGCUGCUGGCAGCAACCUCCAGCCUCUCCAUUACGGGAAGAGUCUCCAAAGAAGGAAGAGGAUGUUGCAAUCCCAUCAUGGAGGGAAAACACCAUGGAACCCCUUCAGGAGGAAGAUGCUGCUGACAUCCCUGAAAGUCUUGAUGACAGUGUUUUUCUGAAGAGGCACGCAAAGUUAGAACUGGAUGAGAAGAGACGAAAAAGAUGGGACAUUCAGAGAAUACGCGAACAGCGUAUGCUUCACAGACUGCAGCAGCGCAUGGAGAAGAAAAAGACAAAUGUUCAGGAGAGUGAGCCAGAAUUGUCCUCGUUUUAUCCUGAUGUGGACAAUGUGGAGGCCAUCAUGGUAACACCCUUUCUGCCAGUAGUGGCAUUUGGUCGGCCUUUGCCCAGUUUGCCUCAACAAAACUUUGAGCUGCCCUGGCUUGACGAAAGAAGUCGAUGUCGCAUUGAAAACCAGAAGAAACAAACUCCCCACAGGACCUGUCGGAAAUGAGUUGCACAUAUUCUUGCUAUGUGUCCGAGUUGAGCACCACACAGAGGAAUGCUACUUCAUGUCCUGUGCCAGAACAUGGGGUUGAAGGAGGCAAAGCAGGGUUUGUUCAGUCAGGUGACAGAAUAUUAGCUCAUCAUAACAGUUUUGUGUCCACCUGCCUUCUGCUCGCACAGAGACUGUUUAGGAGAGAAAGAAAUGGCAGCAUUGCAGCUGUGUAUUCAUUUUAUUGUGCCCUGAUAAUAAAGCACUAACUGCCCAGCUUACUGCUAUUUUAGUUCCCUCACAGUCAGUGUGUGGCCUUGAUUAAAUCCUUUUCUUGUACUCCUGUUCUGUGUACUUUUACUGAGGCUAAGUGAUAUUGAUUAUUGCAGGCUCUACUGCAAAUACUGUUUUAAUGUGCACUAAACUGUGGUUAUGGAGUACUGCUGCACAUUUG